GAUUGAUUAAUUGAUUUUGAUUGUCUCUCUCUCUCUCUCUCUCUCUCUCGGAACAAGCCAAAAGCAAAGGAUAAAAGAGAGAUGGAGUCUAGCAGAGGUCAAGGUGGGAUCCAGCAGUUGCUUGCUGCUGAACAAGAAGCUCAACACAUCGUCAAUGCUGCAAGGACCGCAAAGAUGGGAAGGCUGAAGCAAGCAAAGGAAGAGGCUGAGAAGGAGAUAGGUGAAUACAAAGCUAAAACAGAGCAAGACUUCCAGAGGAAACUUGAGGAGACAAGUGGAGACUCGGGUGCGAAUGUGAAGAGGCUGGAGCAAGAGACUGAUGAGAAGAUCGAACAGCUCAAAAGCGAAGCAGCCAGGAUUUCCAACGAUGUUGUGGAGAUGCUCCUCAAACAUGUCACCACUGUCAAGAACUGAGAGAGAGAUUCCUGUAAUAAUAAUAAAAAAAUGUCAUUUAUGAAUAUUUAUGCUCCUCCUAUGUUUCUCUUUCUCUCAUUCACGCGUGUGGUGUUAGUGUUACUGGACGGGGAUCUCAGUGACUCUAAUCUCUCAUAUGAAAUGUGUUGCUUGUUUUUCUUUUUGUUGUAAUUUAUUCUCUACCAUCUUCUGUUGUUGUUGUUUGUUGUGGUUGUAUUCAUCAUUUCCCUUUUGAGGAUUGUAAUAAAAAAAACAUUGAAAUCUAAUAAGAUUUACAUAAAUACCAUUAUUAAUUAUUAGA
Messenger RNA from Raphanus sativus (radish), 715 nucleotides. RefSeq names its product V-type proton ATPase subunit G1. The transcript is spliced from 4 exons. Gene Ontology annotation, biological process: proton transmembrane transport. The record is from RefSeq and is a predicted model, not a curated record. Gene Ontology annotation, molecular function: proton-transporting ATPase activity, rotational mechanism. Gene Ontology annotation, cellular component: vacuolar proton-transporting V-type ATPase complex. NCBI's taxonomy places the organism in Eukaryota, Viridiplantae, Streptophyta, Magnoliopsida, Brassicales, Brassicaceae. The coding region runs from base 82 to 414 and encodes 110 amino acids.